AGGCAUGACUCUAGUAACUAAGGCACAUAUUGAACUAUUGAACUUAGUAUAAAAUAUAUUGAAUACUUCAUGACUUGAAAACUAAAGCAAAAGUACAAGAUUGUUCAAUUUACAAAUUUGUCAAAUUUACAAUUUUAUUAUUUUUAUUUUCGAAAUAUAUCGAAAUGAGCUGUGGAACUUAAAUGAAUGGACCACUGAUAAUCAGUGAUGACACCAAGUUUUCGCAAAAAGGGUAAGCAUGUCCUGCACUACGGGUAGCACCCGCCAUUCACACAAUUUGCAUAAAAAAGUAAGUAUUUUUUGCCUGAUGCCACCAGUGGGUGGAAACUUAUCACCAUGGCACUGUGCAUAUGGCCACAUAUCACCAUGGCUCUGUACAUAUGGACACAUAUCACCAUGGCACUGUGCAUAUGGCCACAUAUCACCAUGGCACUGUACAUAUGGACACAUAUCACCAUGGCACUGUACAUAUGGACACAUUUCACGAUGAUACUGUACAUAUGGACACAUAUCACCAUGGCACUGUACAUAUGGACACAUAUCACCAUGGCACUGUACACAUGGACACAUUUCACUAUGAUACUGUACAUAUGGACACAUAUCACCAAGGCACUGUACACAUGGACACAUAUCACCAUGGCACUGUACGUAUGGACACAUAUCACCAUGGCUCUGUACAUAUGGACACAUAUCACCAUUGCACUGUACAUAUGGCCACAUAUCACCAUGGCACUGUACAUAUGGACACAUAUCACCAUGGCACUGUGCAUAUGGACACAUAUCACCAUGGCACUGUACAUAUGGACAAAUAUCACCAUGUCACUGUACAUAUGGCCACAUAUCACCAUGGCACUGUACACAUGGACACAUGUCACUAUGAUACUGUACAUAUGGACACAUAUCACCAUGGCACUGUACACAUGGACACAUGUCACUAUGAUACUGUACAUAUGGCCACAUAUCACCAUGGCACAGUACAUAUGGACACACAUCACCAUGGCACUGUACAUAUGGACACAUUUCACUAUGAUACUGUACACAUGGACAUAUUUCACCAUGGCACUGUACAUAUGGACACAUAUCACCAUUGCACUGUACAUAUGGCCACAUAUCACCCAGGCACUGUACAUAUGGACACAUAUCACCAUAGCACUGUACAUAUGGACACAUAUCACCAUAGCACUGUACAUAUGGCCACAUGUCACUAUGAUACUGUACAAUGGACACAUAUCACCACGGCACUGUACACAUGGACACAUGUCACUAUGAUACUGUACAUAUGGCCACAUUUCACUAUGAUACUGUACAUAUGGCCACAUAUCACCAUGACACUGUACAUAUGAACACAUAUCACCAUGGCCCUGUACACAUGGACACAUUUCACUAUGAUACUGUACAUAUGGACACAUAUCACCAUUUCACUGUACAUAUGGACACAUAUCACCAUUGCACUGUACACAUGGACACAUGUCCCUAUGAUACUGUACACAUGGACACAUGUCACUAUGAUACUGUACAUAUGGCCACAUAUCACCAUGGCACUGUACAUAUGGACACAUAUCACCGUGACUCUACACGUGGCCACGUAUCACCCAGGCACUGUACACAUGGACACAUGUCACUAUGAUACUGUACAUAUGGCCACAUAUCACUAUUGCACUGUACAUAUGGCCACAUAUCACCCAGGCACUGUACAUAUGGACACAUAUCACCAUAGCACUGUACAUAUGGACACAUAUCACCAUAGCACUGUACAUAUGGCCACAUGUCACUAUGAUACUGUACAUAUGGCCACAUAUCACCAUGGCACUGUACACAUGGACACAUGUCACUAUGAUACUGUACAUAUGGCCACAUUUCACUAUGAUACUGUACAUAUGGACACAUAUCACCAUGGCACUGUACAUAUGGACACAUAUCACCAUGGCACUGUACACAUGGACACAUUUCACUAUGAUACUGUACAUAUGGACACAUAUCACCAUUUCACUGUACAUAUGGACACAUAUCACCAUGGCACUGUACACAUGGACACAUGUCACUAUGAUACUGUACACAUGGACACAUGUCACUAUGAUACUGUACAUAUGGCCACAUAUCACCAUGGCACUGUACAUAUGGACACAUAUCACCAAGGCACUCUACACGUGGCCACGUAUCACCCAGGCACUGUACACAUGGACACAUGUCACUAUGAUACUGUACAUAUGGCCACAUAUCACCAUGGCACUGUACAUAUGGCCACAUAUCACCAUUGCACUGUACAUAUGGCCACAUAUCACCAUGGCACUGUACACAUGGACACAUGUCACUAUGAUACUGUACAUAUGGCCACAUAUCACCAUGGCACUGUACAUAUGGACACAUAUCACCAUGGCACUGUACACAUGGACACAUGUCACUAUGAUACUGUACAUAUGGCCACAUAUCACCAUGGCACUGUACACAUGGACACAUUUUACUAUGAUACUGUACAUAUGGACACAUGUCACUAUGAUACUGUACAUAUGGACACAUGUCACUAUGAUACUGUACACAUGGCCGCAUAUCACCAUGGCACUGUACACAUGGCCACAUAUCACCAUGGCACUGUACAUAUGGACACAUAUCACCAUGGCACUGUGCAUAUUGCCACAUAUCACCAUGGCACUGUACACAUGGACACAUGUCACUAUGAUACUGUACACAUGGACACAUGUCACUAUGAUACUGUACAUAUUGCCACACAUCACCAUGGCACUGUACAUAUGGACACAUAUCACCAUGGCACUGUGCAUAUGGCCACAUAUCACCAUGGCACUGUACACAUGGACACAUUUCACUAUGAUACUGUACAUAUGGACACAUAUCACCAUUUCACUGUACAUAUGGACACAUAUCACCAUUGCACUGUACACAUGGACACAUGUCACUAUGAUACUGUACACAUGGACACAUGUCACUAUGAUACUGUACAUAUGGCCCACAUAUCACCAUAGCACUGUACAUAUGGACACAUGUCACUAUGAUACUGUACAUAUGGCCACAUGUCACUAUGAUACUGUACACAUGAACACAUGUCACUAUGGUACUGUACAUAUGGCCACAUAUCACCAUGGCACUGUACAUAUGGCCACAUAUCACCAUAGCACUGUACAUAUGGACACAUGUCACUAUGAUACUGUACAUAUGGCCACAUAUCACCAUGGCACUGUACAUAUGGCCACAUAUCACCAUGGCACUGUACAUAUGGCCACAUUUCACCCAGGCACUGUACACAUGGACACAUGUCACUAUCAUACUGUACAUAUGGACACAUCUCACCAUGACACUACAUAUGUACAAAUUAAUAAUAACGAUAUAGCAGUACUAUUUACCAUUCGACUAUUUUUUGUCUCUACAAGGAAUUACACAAGGCUGUCUGAGCCCCUACCGACUUCAAUUACUGGUAAACUAUAGGAAUUGCGAUCACUUAAAGAAAUAUUUUAUUUUAUGCAGUAGAAUGACAUAUUGGUCACUGUUUAAAGGUAGUCUAUAUGACGAGACACUCGUAAGGUCUUCAUACUGUCUCACCGAUUGUGUUUUAAAAAGAAUUCACGAUCAUUUCGGUGGAAUUUUCAAUCAACAAUGGUGAAUUAUAUAUCCCAUCUUCAGCGCCGGUCACUCGGAAUAGCUUGUUAUAAUCUAAUAUUUCCAUCACACACAAAAAUUAAAUUAUCCAAACCUUGAUACGAUGUUAAAUUUGAAAGUACAAAUGACAGAUUACAGCUACAAUCCAUCAUUUAUCUGGAAUCGAUUCCCCUUGUUCGGGUUGUGUGUUUGUGUCUUGCACGGACAGAAAGAGUUUGUCAAAUUUCCAAACUUGGUGAAUGCCACUGUCCACUCAGACACUGACAUGUUAUUUGGCUUUAUUCAUCAGUUCGUAUUUGUUUAUUAGGUUGUUGUCACUAACUUAAAAAGGUUAAGUAGCAAUCUCAUAUACUUUCAUUGUCAGCUUCCUGUAUGAGAGAUAUACUGUUAUGCAUACAGCAACAAUACACUGGUUAACACAAACAAUUUUAUACCUAUGCGGGAUGCGUACCAGCUACCUCUUGCUUUGUAGUUCUUCAUGGAACCAAUCUAAUAUAUCUUGAAAAUGAGUUAUUCUUCAUAUAUUAACCAACAUGUAUGGUAUUCGCGUUUCUUUUGCGGUGAGUGUAUAUUUUACACCUCAUCAUAUUUGACUUAUAGCCUGAUGAUAUGCACAUUAUUCAACAUGUUUAAAUUCUAAACAUGUCUAAAGGUGUUUAAAUUCUAAACAUAUUAAAAGAUAAUUAAAUUCUAAACAUAUUUAAAGAUGUUAAAGGUGUUUUAAUUCUAAACAUAUUUAAAGAUGUUAAAGGUGUUUUAAUUCUAAACAUAUUUAAAGGUGCUUAAAUUCCAAACAUAUUUAAAGAUGUUUAAAUUCUAAACAUGUCUAAUAGUGUUUUAAUUCUAAUUAUAUUUGAAGGUGUUUAAACUCUUAACACAUUUAAAGGUGUUUAAAUUCUAAACAUGUUUAAAGGUCUUUAAAUUAAAAACAUGUUAUUGGGAUGUCGUGUUCAGGUGGUGUUCAGACUAUGAGGCGAUAGCUCAGUUCAAGUGUUCAGUUCAUGUGAAUAUUAUAAAAAGGUCAUUUUUCAAAACCCACAAAGAAAAGAAAGAACAAUGUGUGCUGAAGAAUGUCAGUGCACGAACAGGACACUACACUGCUUAAGGACAACGUUGACAAUAAAGAUCCCCAGAUGGCGCUGCAAUUUGUAAAACAUUCCGAGUUUAAUCGCCUUGUUCCGCCGUGUAUAUAAUAAAUGCAAGUGCUCAUUGUAUUACGUCAUUCCUCGUGCACUCAGCGUGUGACGUCAAACACGAAGGUGUUAUGAUGCCAAGUUAAUUUUCUGACGCACAUGUUCAUGAGAAGACGUUUGGUGAGAAUAUUGCGGCACUUGGUGUACCCAAGUACAUAUUACGACUAUACUAUUACUCAGAGAUGCAAAAUGUUAAAUUUCCUGGCUGAUGGUGUAAAUGUCACUGCAAAUAUUUUACCAAUUUGAAAAAGAGACACUGCUAAGUAUUGUCCGAGAUUUCGUUAUGCGUAAAAAACAAAGAAUUUCGACACCGAUAAAAGUCCUGAGCGACGAUCUGUCCCAAUGUGGUUUCAAACGAACGACAGUAAUACAUGCUAAGCGUUAACUGUUUGUUUAUAGAAAGGUCGGGACAGAUGUCGGAUUACGUAGAGUAUAUUAUUCAUCAAAACGAGCCGCUUUUCCGGAGACCACUAUGACAAGUAGUCUCAAUACUACCAGCAUAUGUGUGUGACGUUACAACUUUGUGUGUACUGUCAUCGAGGGUUGUGUACCGCCAUCCUGCCUGGCAAGUAAAGUAUGUCAACCAAACACACUCUGUUUGUGAUGUCUUAUAGAACCCCCUGAUUCAUGUCUUUGUCUCAGACAGACAUGAAGACUUAAACAAGGAUGACAGCACGUUCGAUACAUUAACGCAGCAUGUUUAAAUAGAAUAUCUAUCUAUCCAUAGAUACAUCCAUAGAUAUUUCCUAGAUGCACAAGGAAAGGCGUAACACAAUGAGCACUUCGGCAUGCAUUUAUUAUAUACACGGCGGAACAAGCCGAUUAAACUCGGAAUGUUUUACAAAUUGCAGCGCCACCUGGCGUUAUUUAUUGUCAACGUUGUCAUUUAGCAAUGUAGUGUCCUUUCGUGCACAGACGUUCUUCAGCACACAUUGUCUUUCUUUACAUAUGACGUAUUUUGUUUGCCAGUUGUUCAUUUGUAUUGUUUUUAUUUUGAAUAAAUUAUUCGCAUAAUGACA
Molecule: messenger RNA, 5821 nt
Organism: Haliotis rufescens (red abalone)
Lineage: Eukaryota; Metazoa; Mollusca; Gastropoda; Lepetellida; Haliotidae
Exons: 1
Coding region: 337-1269 (310 amino acids)
Source: RefSeq, a predicted model, not a curated record